This is a messenger RNA of Eimeria maxima, 8322 nucleotides long. RefSeq lists its product as hypothetical. The coding region runs from base 1 to 8322 and encodes 2773 amino acids. NCBI's taxonomy places the organism in Eukaryota, Apicomplexa, Conoidasida, Eucoccidiorida, Eimeriidae. The record is from RefSeq and is a predicted model, not a curated record. The transcript is spliced from 7 exons.
AUGGUUCGUUUUGCUAGCAGCUCCUUUGUUGCAGAGACACCUAGUCAUUCCCCCCCGUCUUCUGCAGCAGCAGCAGCAGCAGACGAAGAAGAAGAAGAUUCAGCAGCAUCAUCAUCAGCAGCAGAGGAGGAAGAAGAAGCAGCAGCAGCAGCAACAUCAUCAUCAGAGGAAGAACCAGCAGCAGCAGCAGCAGCAGCAAGAUCCUGGAGGUCACAAAGAGAAUCUUCUCUCUCCCCUCCUGCUGCUGUUGCUUCUCUCUCCCCACCACAACUGCAGCAAUCACAGUUAUACAUGCAGCAGGAGCAGCAGCAGGAGCAGGAGCAGCAGCAGCAGCAACAGCAGCAGCAGCAGGAGCAGCAGCAGCAGGAGCGGCAGCAGCAGCACCUGGAGGAGCUUAUGCGAUCUAUUGUAAGCAAAUCAGCAGCAAGAAGAUCUGCUGCUGCUGCUGCUGCUGCUUCUUCGCAGCAGCCUGUGGAGUCGGGAUCGUCUUCCUUUGAAUCGGUACAGCAGCAGCAGCAGCAACGGCAGCAGCAGCAGCAGCAGCAGCAGUCAAGUAGCCGAGAGGACCGCAGCGCAGAGUUCGAUAAGGGACUGUCUCUUCUUAUGCGCUCUUUUGCAGAGAGCAGAAGGGCAAAAUCUCCCCACGACUCUGCUGCUGCUCCUGCUGCUGCUGCUGCUGCUGCUGCUGAGGAACCUGCAAGCCCCGUUGCAGCAGCAGCAGCAGGUCAUCAAGGUCAAGGAGGGACAAAAGGAGACUCAGGGUUGCUGUCUCCCUCCAGAGAAAAGCAAAAACGCCUACCUCCUCCCCCUCCUGCUGCACCUGCUGCAGCAACACCAGCAACACCAGCAGCAGCAGCAACACACGAGUCUGCUGCAUCAGCAGCUACGGGGGGGUCCCGUUCCCUCAGGGAGCCACAGAAGCCACAGCCCCCACCACCGUCGCCAGCAGCAGCAGCAGCAUCAGCAGCAGCACCUCCUCCCCCUGUGCUGCGUGACUCAACGAGCAGCAGUUCGACCAAGAGAAAGCAGCAGCAGCAGCAACAGCAGCAGCAGCAGCAACAGCAGCAGCAGCAGCAGCAGCAGCAGCAGCAGCAGCAGCAGUCUCCUAGGUCAGGUUCCGCAACCAUGUCAAGUCCACCAGUAAGAUCGCCAGCAGCAUCUCCUCCUCCUGCUGCAGCAGCAGCACCAAAGAGAGCAGCAGCAACAGCAGCAGCGGCUCCCCCUGCAGCUAGACGGGGAGGCCCUACUGCCGACGACAGCAUGAGCAGCAGUUUAAGCAGCCUUCUUGACAGCAGAAGCAGCAGCGCCAGCAGCAGCAGCAGCAGCAGCAGCAGCAGCAGCUCGAGCAUUUUAGCAGCAGCAGCAGCUCGAAGGUCCCCUAAAAAUGCUGCUUCUGCUGCACAGCAGCAGCAGCAGCAGCAGCAGCAAAGGGAGACAGACACCCGAAGGGGCAAACUAAGGUCCUCUUGGGAUGAGCUCUUAGAUUCUAGCAGCAGCAGCAGCAGCAGCAGCAGCUCGGGUGUCUCCUCUUAUGAGGAGACACCACGGGACGACGUGUCUCUGCAGCAGCGGCAUGCAGCAGCAGGAAAGCCCCAUGGCCGCAGAGGGGACAGCAGCAGCAGCAGGUCCCCCUCUACAGCUCAACGUAAGAAAAAGGGAAGCAAGGGAACAACAGUAGAUCCUGCUGCAGAAGCUGCAGCAGCAGCAGCUGCUGCUGCUGCUGCUCGAGCUGCAGCAAAGAAGCAGAGGCGGCGGAGGUCUGCUAAUCCGGAGGACGAGCACAACUACCAAAGAGGUGAUAUCCACAGCAGCAGCAGCAGCAGCACCAGCCGCAGCAGCAGCAGCAGGUGCAGCAACAGCAGCAGCGGCAGCAGCAGCAGGGGACAGAGGCAUGGGAGGUCAGCUCCUCCUCGUGCCUCUAGUAAGGACAGCAUAAGCGGAUACGAGCAGCAGCAGCUGCUGCAGAUGCUGCAGCAGCUGCAAGGUAAGCACAGACAGCACCAAGAGCAGCAGCAGCAACUGCAGCAGCUGCAGCAGGCUCUCCCCUGCAACACAGUAAUGAGUAGGAACCGUCUGCUUCGCAUGCAGCGCAGCAGCGGGCAGCAGGUGCUGCUGCAGCAGCAGCGGCAGCAAGCUAUGCUGCAGCAAUCUGGUGCUCAGCUGCAGCAAGAGAGCGAGGCAUUGCAUGAGGAGGAGCAACGUCUGCUGACAGCAUUAGCAGCAGCAGCAGCAAGACAGCAGCAGCAGCACAGAAGAGCAGCAGCACUAUUAGAUGGACAAGCAGCAGUGCAGCAGAACGAGAUAGAUUUGCUGCGCAUGCAGCUAAGCAACAUGCGUGCUGCACUAGAGAGCUGCAGAGCAGCAGCAGAGACAGAGAGGCAGGAAUUCUUGCAGCUUGCUGCUGAGCUACGCAUGCAGCAUAGAUACAGCAGCAGCAGCAGCAGCAGAGGAGGAGGAAGACGAAGACUCAUGAUGCUGCUGCAGCAGCAGCUGCAGGAUUAUAACGAUAUGGCUGCUAAGGCGCAGCAGCAGCGGGAGAGGAGUGAUGAGCUACUGCAGCAGCAGCAGCAGGCAUCUGCAGAGGCUGCUGCUAGUCUGCAACAGGAGCAGCAGCAACAGCAGCAGCAACUGCAUGCAAAGUACUCUAUGAUGAUGAGUAGGGACAUGCAGCAGCAGCAGCAAGUAGGACAAUCACUAGCAGCAACACAAGAAAGAGAAAAGGCAUUAAGGGAGAAGGAGCAGCAGCUACGUUAUGAGUAUGAGCAGCAGCAGCAGCAAUAUCAGCAGCAGCAGCAGCAGUUAAUGGAGCAGCAGCAGCAAGAACAUCUUGCUGCACUAGAAGCAGAAAGGGAGAAGCAGCAGCAGGAGCAGCAGGAGCUGCUGCAGGAAUAUCAGCAGCAGCUAGCUGAGCUGCAGGCAUUGAAGCAGCAGCAGCUAGAGGAGCAGCAGCAAAUAGAAGCAGCACUAGAGCAGCAGCGGCAGCAACUGCAGCAGGAGCAGCAGGAGCUAGAAGAAGCUCAUAGACAGCAGCAGCAAGCCUUAGAAGAUGAACUGCAGCAGCAGCAGCAACUGCAGCAGCAGCUGCUAGCUGAGCACGAGAGGCAGCAGGAGUUACUAGAGCUGCAGCGGCAGGAACUAGAGCAGCAGAAGCAGCAGCUGCUGCAGGAGGAGCAGCAAAGAGCAGCAGAAUAUGCAAAACAAGCAGAAGAAUUGCAUCAGCAGCAGCAGCUCAUGGAGCAGCACGACUUCGAGGUGCAGCAGCAAAGGCAGCAGCUGCUGUUGCUGCAGCAGCAACUCCAUGAUCAGCAGCAAAUCGUGCUGCAGCAGCACGAGGGAGAUGGUCAACACCCAGAGGGACAAAUGCAUGCAAAUGAGCAGCUGCUGCAGCAGCAGCAAGAACUGCUGCAGAAGCAGAUGCAGCAGCAGCUACUGCAGCAGCAGCAGCAACUGCUGCAGCAACGGCAGCAAGAACAUAUGGAGUUAGAGCAACUUAAGCAAAGACUGAUGGAGGAGCAGGCGCAUGCAUCGCAGCUGCAGCAGCUACAGCUGCAGCAGUUGCAGCAGCAGCAACAGCAACUAGAGCAGCAAAGUCUGCAGCAGCAACAAAUGGAGGAGCAGCAAAGGCAGCUGCUGCUGCUGCAGGAGGAGCGUAGUAGGCAGCAGCAAAUGCAGCAGCUAGCAGCAGUGCCUGCUUCUCCUGUUGCAGCAGGCAUGCAGCCACUAGACCAGUUGUCUUCCUCGAUGCAGCAGCAGCAACUGGAGCAGCAGCAGAAACAAAGCGGUCUGCUGCCUCCCCUGCAGCAGCAGCAGCAGAAUGGUCUGCCCCCUCAGCAGCAGCAACAGAGCGGUCUGCUGCCUCAGCAGCAGCAGCUAUUUGCACAGCUGCAGCAACAAGGAGACAUGAAGCCGCUGGUGCUGCAGCAGCCACUGCAACAGCAGCAACCACAGCAGCAGCCGCAGCUGCUGCUGCAGCAGGCGCCACCGCCUGCUGCUGCUGCUGCUGCGUCUCCAGAGGAAGCAUUAAAGAGGAUAGAAGAAUUAGAGAAGGAACUGCAGCAGCAGCAGCAGCAGCAGCAGGAAGCAGCAUUAGCUGCCUCUAAGGGAAAUUUCCCCAAGGCUGUGCUGCAGGAGCGUGCACAGGUAGUGUUGCAGCAACUGCAGCAGCAGCAGCAGCAGCAGCAGGACUAUGACCACCCCGAAGGUGUACUUCCUGCUGCACUGUCUCCUCCUACUGCAGCACCUGUCUCCUAUAAGGUGUCUCCUUUUGCUGCUAAGGAGACAGAAAGGAGACACCCUGCCCUUUAUUCCCCUAAGGCAGCAGCAGAGAGGGAGCAUUAUAAGUUAUUAAAUGAGGAGCUGCAGCGUCGUUGUGUAGAGCUGCAGCAGCAGUUGCUGCUGCAGCAAGAGCAGCAGCAGCAGCAGCAGCAGCAGCAUGGUGCACUGCAGCGGGAAGAAAUAGGAUUUGCUGCAGCAAAGAUAGAAGAGAUGGAGAAAUAUGUUGCUGCUCUUGAGCAGCAAAACAAGGAAUUAAUAGAGACAGCAGCAGCAGCAAUGCAGCAGCAGCGUAAGGAGCAUGAGGAGGAGCUGCAGCAGCUGCAUCAAGGGAGACAGAAGGAAUUAGAGAAGCAGUUACAGCAGCAGACACAGCAGCACGAGCAGCAACUGCAGCAGCAGACACAGCAGCACGAGCAGCAACUGCAGCAGGAGAGGGAGCUUAUGGCCUCUUUCUUUAAGAAAGAAUAUAAUAAAGUAUUAGGGGAAGCAGAGGAGAGGGAGCAGCAGCUGCAGCACACGCAGAGUUUAUUAGCAGCAGCAAGAGAGCAGCAGCAAGGUGUGGAGACACUGCAGCAGCAGACAGUAGCAGCACAACAGGAAGCACAUAGAUUUGCUGCAGAGUGUCGUGCUGCAGUAGAAGAAAAGGAGACAGCAGCAGCAGCACUGCAGCAGCUAAGGGCAUUAAAGGCAGCAGCAGAGGAGGAGACACAGCAGCUAACUCGUUCCUUAGAGAAGCUGCAGCAGGAGACACAGCAGCUACGUGAGGAGCAGCAGCAGCAGCGGGAGCAGCUACAGAGGGAGAAGGAGUUGCUGCAGCAGCAACUGCAGCAAGAAAAGGACAAUAUGCAGCAAGAGCGUGAUAGGAUGAAUCUGCUGCUGCAGCAAGAAAGGGAGACACUGCAGCAGCAAGCAGCAAAAGAGAGACAGCUGCAUGCAAGAGAAAAGGACAGCAGCGCCAAGACACAGAGGGCCCUGCUGCAGCAGCUAGAGCAGCAGGAGAACGAAUCCUUAAUAAUUAAGCAGCAAGCAGCAGCAGCAGACAUAGAGAAGAAAGUAUUAGCAGCAAGAUGCGAGAGAUUAGAGAAGGAGCUGCAGCAAGGGCAACAGCAGCAACAGCAGCAACAGCAGCAGCAACAGCAGCACCGUAUAAUAACAACAGCAGCAGCAGCAGCAGCAAGACAAAAAAAAAUACGUAUAUUUAAUAAUAAACAUACAGAAAAGAUAAAGAAGCUGCAUGCAGCACAGCUAGAGGAACUGCAGCAAAAGUAUGCAGCAGCAAUAGCAGCACUAGAGGAAAAAGGGACAGAUAGGGCAGAUAAGAAGGCGUGUCUCCUUAAGGAGAGACUAGUACUAUUAGAGGAGGAAUUAGAGGAGAGGAGACAGCAGCAGCAGCAGCAGCAACAGCAACAGCAACAGCAACAACAACAAAUGCAGCAACAAAAAGUUGCUGCAGAGACACAGCAGCAACUGCUGCAGCAGCAAAUUGAUACACUACAAGGAGACAAGGAGACACUGCAGCAGCAACAUAAAAAAGAUAAAAAAGAAUUAAUAGAUAAAUUUAAUCAUAAAAUUAAAAUUGCUAAUGAUAAAGCUGCAGCAUUAGAGGAGCAACUAGAGGAAGAGAGACAGAAAAGGAGACAGCUGGAUAGAUUUCGUGUGUCUCUGCAGCAAAGGAUAGAAGAAAUAAAAGAAGAAGGAAAAGAUUUAUACAAAAGAUUAGGGGAAAUAACAGCAAAGUACGAGGCAGCAAGGAGCAGCAGAGACAGUGCAUUAGAGCAGCAGCAGCAGCUGCAGCAAGAGAUAAGAAAAUAUAAACAGCAGCAACAGCAGCAGAAUAGAGAUGCAGCAGAUAUACAGCAGCAAGUAUAUAUGCUGCAGCAACAACUGCAACAAAAAAAUAAAUUAUUAGAUAAAAAAGAAGAACAAUUAAAUGCUGCUGCUGCUGCUGCUGCUAAAAAGAGACAGUCUCUUCUUGCUGCAGCAGAUAAAUCUAAAUCCUUACAAGAAGCACUUGAUGCAGCAGCAGCAGAAGCAGCACAGAAGCAGCAAGAACUUAAUGCAUGCCAGAAGAAGCUGCAGCAGAAGGAGCAGAUGAUAGAGGAACUACAAGGGGAGCUAGAGGGACUAGAGGGGAGACAGCAGCAAUUGCUGCAGCAAGGGAAGGCCCUUGCUGCAGCAAAAGCAGAGAAUGAUUUGCUGCAGCAGGAGACAGAUAGUCUCCGUGCUGCACUAGCAGAAGCAAGAAGCAAAAGUGCAGCAGCAGCAGCACAAUUAGCAGCAAAAGGUGUUGAAUUAGAGAAACUACAAAGAGACACAGAGACUGCCAAAUCCGACGUGAUGGCUGCAUCUGUAUUGGAGGGGAAGAAAGCAGCAGAGCGUUUAUCUAAGGCGGAGGCAUUAGUAGAGGAGUUACGUGAGGGUAUAGCAGGAGAGAGGGAGAAGGCAGCAGCAGCAGCAGCAGCAGCAGCAGCAGCACAAGCAGCAGCAGCACAAGCAGAACAAAAAGCUAAAUUAUUAGGAGAAAGGGUUUUGCUGCUAGAGGAAGAUCGCAACAGAUUAGAGACACAAUUAACACAUAAAACACAAACAGCACAAGAAGCAAGUGCCGAAGCAGCAGCAGCAGUUCAGUCAUUAAGAGAAGUAAUUGAUGAUUUUAAUAGAAGACAAGAACAAAUGAAGGGAAUGAUGGAGACAAUUAAUAAUAAGACUGCUGCUGCUGCUGCUGCUGCUGCUGCAGCUCCUGCUGCUGCUGGUGCUGCUGCUGCUGCUGAUUCACACUCGCGUCUUGUUGAAGAGAAACUCUCAGCAGCAGCAGCUGUCUCUGAACAGGUGCAGCAGCUCAGCCAGCAGCUAGCGGAUCUUGCCAAGCAGCAGCAGCUGCAGCAGCAGCUGCAGCAGCUUCCUUCAGCAAGGGGUGGAGCAGCAGCUGCAGCACCAGCUGCUGCAGCAAGCAGCAACAACGAGGCUAUGCAUAUUAUUAAACAGCUAGUAGAUCUUCUCUCUUCUCCUAAGGAGCAGCAGAGACGGCAGCUAGAGGACCUGCAGCAGCAGCUUCCCUUCGCAGCAGCAGCACCACCACCAGUAGCAGCAGCAGCACCACCACCAUCAGCAGCAGCAGCACCAUCAGCAGCAGCAGCAGCAGCAGCAGUGCCUCCCUCAUGCGAAGCAAGACGUCUAGGUAAUAGUAUAGUGUCUUGGAUACUAAGAAGAAGAGGAAGCAUCCCUGGUGUCUCCUUGCUGCAGCUGCUGCAGCAAGUGUCUCCUUUUAUAGGUAUAGAGGAGACAAUUAAUAUUAUAUGUAAUAUAAAGGAUUAUUUGUCUCCUUUAAUGGGUAUAGAGGCUAUAUCUAGAUUAGUGUCUCCUCCUUCUCGUGCUGCUGCUAUAUGGGAGCAUGCAUGCAGCAGCAGCAGCAGCAGCAGCAGCAAUAGUAGCGGCAGCAGCAGCAGAAAGGGGACACCACUCAACCCUGCAGCGGAGCAGCAACUGCAGCAAGCUGUGCAGCAAAUACAGCAGCUAGCAGCAGCAAGAGCAGGGGCUGUUCCCCUCAAGCAGCAGGAGGCCCCUGUUGCUGCGCUGCUGCAUGCAGCCCCACAGGCAAACCCUAUGUCUGUUGUGCAUGCAACAAGAGGAUUGGGGCCCCUAAUAGAUAAUGCGGCUUCCUUGCUGCUGCUGCAGCAAGCAAAGACAGCAGGGGCCCCCCCUAUUGAGUUAGCUGCUGCUGCUUAUCGUUGUUUACCUAAGGAGGAGGCCCUUUCCUUCUGUGCAUCACUGCAGCAGCAGCAGCAGCAGCAGCAUGGCACUCAGCUGCCACAGCAGCAGCAACUUGAACUCAUAGAGGAGCUGCUGCUGCUGCUGCAGCAGGCGCUGCAGCUAGCUGCCAAGACACCCCAACAACACGCACAACAAUUCUUCCUGGGGCCCCACACUCCCCCUCCUUGUGGCGCAACAGCUGCGACCCUGGCAGGUUUGCUGUUGCUGCAGCAGCAGCUGCAGCAGCAGCAGCUGUUGCUGCAGCAGCAGCUGCAGCAGCAGCAGCAGCAACCGUAG